Molecule: messenger RNA, 984 nt
Organism: Arctia plantaginis
Lineage: Eukaryota; Metazoa; Arthropoda; Insecta; Lepidoptera; Erebidae
Source: the annotation of a GenBank genome assembly
AUGACAACCAGGAGUGAUGCCAAACAGGAAAAACCCGAAAAAACUACUAGUGUUCCCAGCGACGGUUCUACGUCACGCGUAGAAACAAUAGAAAAAAUAGAAUUAAAUGUUCUACUUAAAUUCAUAAAACCAUUCGACGGGUCCAGAGAAAAGUUAAACCCAUUUAUUUCCAACUGUCAGAGUGCGUAUAAUUUAGCUAACAAAUUCCAAAAACCAAUACUAUUCAAGUACAUACUAAGCCAACUAACUGAUAGGGCCGAAAGUACGUGCAGUAUAAAGGAAUUUGAAUGUUUCGAACAGUUCAUAGAAUUCUUAAAACAACAAUUUGGAGACAGGAAGCAUUAUACUCACCUACUUUCCGAAUUACAGGAAUGUAAACAAGGUUCAACAGAAACGGUAAACCAGUAUGCUCUUAAAAUUGAGACAAUAUUGUCUAAAUUACUCACUGAAAUUAAAAUGUCAAUUAAAAAGAAAACGGAAAUGGCGGGCCGCGUUGCAGCAAUGGAGGACCUCGCGUUACACACAUUCACCGUAGGUCUCCACCCACGACUCUCCCAGAUAGUGCGUUGUCGUGACCCUGAUUCAUUAAAUUCAGCUGUAGGAUUUGCAGUAGCCGAAGAGAAAAUAUUAUCAGCCUCUUACAGGAAAGUAGCCUUACCAAAUUCCAACUACGCCGAAAGGACCAAAUUCACUCCUAAACGUGAUUUUCAAACGCAGUUACAUCGCCCCCGAAACACACAAAAUCCGCGACCCGACUUCACAAGGAAAAUAAACACGGGGGAUCUAGUCUGCCGUUACUGUAAGAAUAUAGGACACGCAAUUGAAAACUGCCGUAAACGACAGUAUAAUAAUAGCCGAUAUCAACCUAAUACUCCGACGCCAAAUAACUUGCCUCAAAAUUCACCUCACAGAACCUUUACCGUUGACUGCUCAGAUGAUACGGGAGUUGAUGAAGUCGAUCACAAAGAACAUUUAAACUAUUAA